CCGGAACAUAUUCACGACCUCUCAUUCGGAUUUCCUCGAAUAACAAUUUAAAGUUUUAGCUGCCGUUCCUCGAUCAAUCAAAACCACCACCAUUAACAAUGUUGCCAACCAUUGCCGCUGCCGCCAACUGCUACCGGUUCACUUCCCCUCCUCCUCUUCAUCAGGUUUGCCUAUACGGAGGAGGGAAGGCCGCCGCCUCAUCCUCAUUCAAAGUUAAAUGCAUCUUGAACCAUAGUGAUGUUAUCAUUUCUUCUUCGUUAUCAAAUUCAAACAAUAAUAAUAUACUUCCUCUGGCAACUACAGUCAACGAUAAAUAUCUUUCAUCAUUUAUAAUAGCGACGGCAGCAGAUAACGAUGAGUUGUCCACCGAAAUUAAUGAUUUCCUUAGUGCUCUAGUUUGUAAUACAGACACCGCUAUUACCAAUACUUAUUUUAGAAUCACUUCAACACUAGGCCUUGCUAUCGAGUCAUUUAAACUGUCUACCACCACCGCAUUAUCAGGAAUUUCCACCAGCGCUAAGGGAUUCUCGUCUAAAGCCGUUGUUGUAGCUGUUGAUGGCUUCAGAUACCUUCUCGUAACACUCGGCCACCUUCUCGCCUCUGGUUAUACAUCUUUCAAAAAUAUCCUCCCUCCUGACCUCCUUAAUCUCCUUAAUUCCUUUGAACAUGAUACUUUCGCCCCAGCUUUUCAACAGGUUUAUCCUGUGUUUGAGGGAACUGAUCCCAUCAUCUCUUUUCUACUUUUGCUUGGAACGUCAACUACAUUAUGGAUUUCUUACUGGAUCCUUACCUAUGCUGGAUAUGCUGGAGACUUGUCUCCAAACUUAACUAUGGAACUUCUCAAUGGAAAACAAAGUUCUGUCCUAAUUGAUGUCCGCCCUGAGGAUUUCAGACUAAGAGAUGGCAUUCCUGAUCUCCGAAGGACUGCUCGGUUUCGUUAUGCCAGUAUCACAUUUCCCGAGGUUGAUGCCAAUGUUAGUAAGCUUCUCAAGAGUAGGAAAGAUCUUGAUGAUGCAUUGGUUGCUGCUGUCAUUCGAAACUUAAAAGUUGUUCAAGAAGGGUCUAAUGUAAUCGUAAUGGAUGCUGAUGGGGCUCGCUCUAAAGGAAUCGCAAGAUCACUGAGGAAAGUUGGGAUUAAGAGACCAUACCAAGUCCAAGGUGGCUUCCGCUCUUGGGUUCAAGACGGCUUGCGUGUUAAAGAGCCAAAACCCGAGACAACACUUACUAUAUUAAAUGAGGAAGCGGAGGCUAUUCUAGAGGACAUCACUCCCCAGCAAGUUAUUGGGUAUGGCGUGGGUUUUCUGGCAGCUGCUUAUGCAUUGUUAGAGUGGGAGACGACUCUGCAACUGAUUGCUGUUAUUGGCCUUGGUCAGACUAUAUAUCAGCGGGUUGCUUCUUAUGAGGAUUCGAAAGAUUUUAACAGAGAUGUGAAGCAACUUCUUGCCCCUGUUAAGAUGGGAGGCGUGGCAAUUUCAUGGGCUGCUGGAAAGUUGGAAAGUAAUGGCAAUGGAUUGCCGACUUCCCCCUCGUCUGUAAAUCUCCAGAACAGGGUGCUGCAAGCUGCUGCAAAACAUGAAUCUCAGCCAUCUGAUAAUGAAGAAGCACAGGAUUCAUCAACAAAUUCUGUCAAUCAGAGCCCGGAUCUCUCUGAAGCCUAGACGUACUAAGCACAUCCAGGUGUAAUUCCAUUCAACCAUAUUAUUGUUAAAUGGUAUCUUGUGAAAUGCUUAGUUGUUGUACUUAAGCGUCAUACCACUAUAUUACUUAUACAUGUAAUAAAUUGCUGCACAGCCUUUGAUAUUGUAUCAUUUUUUUACUUA
Messenger RNA from Erigeron canadensis, 1820 nucleotides. RefSeq lists its product as uncharacterized. Lineage: Eukaryota; Viridiplantae; Streptophyta; Magnoliopsida; Asterales; Asteraceae. The transcript has 13 exons. Gene Ontology annotation, biological process: regulation of stomatal closure; de-etiolation; cellular response to calcium ion. The record is from RefSeq and is a predicted model, not a curated record. The coding region runs from base 99 to 1658 and encodes 519 amino acids.